This is a messenger RNA of Caenorhabditis auriculariae, 4023 nucleotides long. The record is from the annotation of a GenBank genome assembly. Lineage: Eukaryota; Metazoa; Nematoda; Chromadorea; Rhabditida; Rhabditidae.
AUGACCCAGUCACAAACCAAAGAAGGAAGCGUUGAUGGCAAACCAAGCGUGGCAGAGAGCUCUCUACUAGACAGGGUGGUUGAAGGAUGCCGUCUCAUGGUUCGUAUGGUUCAGCAGGACGAAUGGAGUGAGUCCUUGAAUCUUGUCAAAGCCUUCCUCAAUGAGUUUCACAAAAUAGUAUCUAAGGGGUUAAGAAAAAUUUUUUCAUUUAUUAAAGAUGAGGGUUCAAUAGUUAAGUAUUGAAAAAAAACGGUUGAAUUUUGAGAUAUGUAAGAUAUUUUGGAAGAAGUUCAAUAUAUUUUGUACAGGAAUGGCGGAUAUAAUCUCUACUACGACAACACCUGAUGGGAAGCAACGUUUUUACGUUCACUACAUCGACUGCAAUCGAAGGUUUUCGUGUCUUGAUUAAUGAAAAAGAAAUACAAGCAAUACGUGAUAAAGAAAAUAUAAGAAAUCGAGCUUUUGUUAUUCUUGAAUUCGUUCUGAGAAAAAAAGAGAUUAAGGUUGGACGAAUGGGUCACCGCCGAGAACCUCGACCUCUCGUCCCUCAGAAUGCCUCAAAGAGGGAGCAAAAAAGGAGGACAUGUGCCUAUUGAAAGGUAUUUUAUUUUUCUAAUAGUAAAAGUACAAGGUUAUCUGGGAUAAAAUCACCGCGAUUAUUUUUUAGAUACUUUCUUUUGAAAAAAAAGUGGUUGAAAAUAAGGACUAUAACAAAAUAGACUUUCUUAGAACGGCUUCUAUCAGAACUAGAAAAAAAGAAAAUAGAAAAUAAGCAUUUUUUGUGUGUUCCGAUUUCGAUUGUAAAAUCAUAAAGUUAUCCCACUAAUUCUGCUGAUUUAAUCGUCGCGGCAUAGACUGAAUUUUUUUUAAAUGCUUCACUUCUCCAUUUUCAGAUGUUUAAAAAUCCUUUCUGAUGGAAGUGACAAAAAGCAUUUAAAGUCUUGCGUGUUUUUGUUUUUCUGUAGAGCUAUCAAUUUUUCUUUCUGAAUAAUCGUUCUGUGCAGUUCGUCUCGUGGAGGGUCGCCAGACCGCAACGACGUCAGCAAGAAGUCGGUUGGCAGGAAACGGAAGAUCCCACUUUUACCAGUGGAAGAGCCCAAAGUCGAGAAUGGCGGGGAUGCCGUCGAGACAAGUACUUUAGGUCGAGUUCGAUCCUUUCAGACGUUUUUCUUUUGAGAAACAUCGUCUGCUCCAAGUUUACGAGGGUCUAUGUCGAUGGUCGGUCACAGUGAAGACGCCUUGACGAGGAUCCGGAACAUCGACGCGAUUGAGCUUGGAAGGUCAGAAUUUUGAAUUCAUUUCUACAGAAAAAAAAAGUUAUUCUCUAAGUUGUAUUUACGUAUGAACAUAGAUAUAAAUGAAUUUUAGGAAAAAUAUCAACAUUUUAACAUAAAUAUUUUUUUUAUUCUUGACUCAAAAAAAUUGAUUCCAAAAGUGGAAUCCUCAUUUCCUUCUCCAAACGCUUUUUUUUUAAACACGUUCCUAGAUUCUUUUCAAAAAACGCCUAUAUUGUAAAGUUGCACUUUUUUAAAAAUUUUUUCGGCAAAAUUUUAUCGGACUUUAUUCGGCGUUAAUCAAACUAUAUUCUUUUCGUUUGUCCUCCUCAUAGUUUUUCUCAAAGUUAUUUUCCAGGUUUCGAAUACAGCCGUGGUACUUUUCGCCGUAUCCACAGCAGUUGACCCAUUUACCGUGUAUUUUCAUCUGCGAGUUCUGCCUCAAGUAUCUGAAAAGCGACACGUGUUUACGGCGGCAUAUGGUGAGCUAAUGAUGGGAUAAAAAUAGAACUUAAGCAGGAAGGUGAACUGAAUCAGCUCAUUUUCGAUUUAGCUUGUGAGAUAAAAUUCGAUUUUUUUUUUUUGAUUGAUUUACGGGAGAAAUGGAAAGAAAAAAGAGAGAAUUUAGGAAAAGAAAACUGUUAGUUAUGUUGUGAGAGAUCAGGUUGAAUAAGUUACAAUAAAUUGCGAAAUGUAUGAAAAAAAUAAAUGGAAUGAAGCUUAUAAAAACAAUUUCCUCAGAAAAAUAUGCAAAAAGCUUUUUUCUCUUUUAAAUGGGACUUUUUCAUUCUUUAAUCCUUGAUUAAAAGGCCAAAUUUCCAAUGUCAAUCUAUGAAAAUGCGUUGAAAAUUUAAUUUUCCAGGCGAAAUGCAACAUCAAUCAUCCGCCCGGCAAUCAGAUUUACAGCAAGGAUUCUUUAUCGUUCUUUGAGAUAGAUGGAAGAAAAAACAAGGUUGAAAUCGUGGAAAUAAACAAAAGGAAAAUAACGAUUGCAGUCGUACGCUCAAAAUCUGUGUCUAUUGGCCAAGCUGUUCCUGGACCACAAGACUUUGUAUUACGACACGGAUCCCUUCUUGUUCUACGUCCUGGCCGAAGAAGACGACCGCGGCCAUCACAUCGUCGGCUACUUUUCCAAGGUUCGCUCAGUUUGCGAAGAAAUGAAAGUCAAAGUGCCUUGGAUAAUCGAUUACAAUAAAACCUCAUUCCGAGUAAAAAAUGUUCAAUGACGGAUUAACGAAUUCAGUAACUUGUUUAUAAAAAUAGAAAUGGUCAAAGUUGGAAUGAAGCUUUUCGAAAAACGAGAAAACAGAUUUAUAACUUUUCACUUUAUUUCCAACGUUUCAUGAAAUAUGGCGACAUUAUCUACUAGCUUUGACUGCUAAAAUUCCUUCAGCAAAUUAAUUUAAGGAAAAAGAAUCAGCGGAAGAAUACAACGUGGCGUGUAUUCUCGUUCUUCCUCCCUAUCAGAAGAAAGGAUAUGGACGGUUACUCAUCGAAUUCAGGUUGAUUUUUGCUUGAAAAAAAUUCCUAUUCAUUCCAUCUUUUUCAGUUAUGAGCUGUCGAAAAGAGAAGGAAAAUCAGGCUCUCCAGAGAAGCCGCUUUCUGACCUUGGACUCGUGAGCAAAAAUCGUAUUGAUGUUGCAAAUACUGUUUUUUAGCUAUCCUACCGAAGUUUCUGGGCUUUGGCGAUAAUGGAGAAACUGAUGGCGUUCAAGAAGGAGAACAAAAUGUUGGAAGAGGAACGGCCGAUCACAGUCGUCGACCUCACGUCGAUGACCUCCAUACGAAAGGAAGACGUAGUUUCGACUCUUCAGGUAUUGCGAAAAAAGUUGUUUGUUUUUAUUUGGAUGUAGAUUCAAAUCAGUAUUCUUGAUUCAGAAAUAGGUUGGUGUUGAAAGCAGCAAUAUUUAUAAAGAGACGAAAAUUUUUCAUUUCAUUACGAAUGAAGACUGAGCCAACCUUUGCGCUUUCAAACGGCUCAAAAAGUGGUUUUGAAUGGACUUUAUAAUAAUAAUCUGAAACUUUACACAGCUAAACGUUUGAAGUUCCUUUUUGGUAUUUCCACAGAACUCUAUUCCAAUCAGCUUCAUUUAGAAACUUACAAAUAGGGUUUCGUUUUGAAAUGCUCAAGUGGAACUAAGGCCGCGUGAAAAGAUUCACAAACCUUUUUCAGCUUUUCUCUCUGUAUUUUUAUUCUUUUGAAAUAUCCGAAAAAUGUAGUGUCUUACCGCAAAGUUUUAUUCUAAACUUUCGUUUCGCUAUGUGUUUUAUUGAAUCGUAUACAUCGGCUUUACCGCCUGACCAUAUAAUUUAGCCGUUUUUAUGGGCCUUUGCGAUUUUUUUUUAUUCCAGUUUCAAACGUUUUGAUAAAAGAUAGAAGUUUUCGAAAGUAGAAGGGAAGAUAUUAAGCUUGAAUUCGAUUAUAAAUUAAGCUCAAAAGUCUUGUCGGAAGAGUUCAAACAAUAAUUUUAUGAUUUUUAUGAAAAUAAUUGGUCUCAUGAGAACAAAGGCAAGAAGGGGUAAUCAAAGAUUUCUUCCAAUUCCGCCCUUACUUCAAGACGGAAAAAUAGUCACAAGUUCUGAAUUUCAGCACUUGGAGCUGUACCGAUACUACAAAGGUCAGUACAUCAUCGCAAUAAGCGACGAGAAACUUGAGGCCUAUCAAAAACGCGUGGCGCAAGCCCAACGCACCAAGAUCGACCCUCAGUUCUUGCACUGGUGGCCUAAGGAAAGCCGCCGAAAAGUUUGA